AUGGGAAGAUCACCUCCAGAUCUUUCAUUCGAAGACUACCAACCUCAAUAUAGCCGUGGAGGAACUGAAGAUCCGUCUUCUCGAAUACCUCCAUCACAUCAUAAUUUUAUAAAAUUGUCAAUGAAUGCCACGUUUUUAGUUAUCAAUAGUCUUACAUCAGCUGAUAUUUAUAGUCCUUGCAAAAAACCGCCAACUUUAGGUGUUGAAUCGGGUAGAAUUCCAAAUUCGGCUUUUUUUGCGUCAUCUUUUGUAGAAGGUCGAGAACCAUAUACUGCUCGAUUAAACGGUCGUUAUGCUUGGCGACCUGCUUAUAUGGAUGCAGAUCAAUAUUUAUAUGUUGAUCUUGGUUCUCGAUACUAUGUAACAGGUGUUGCAACACAAGGUCGUCGUGCAGCAAAAGAAUAUGUAACGAUAUUUAAUUUAAUGUAUUCUGAUAAUGGCCAUAAUUGGUUUUAUUAUACAACUGAAGACAAAAUCAUUGUGAACUUUGUUGGUAAUAAAAAUGAUGAUACUAUUGUACGCAAUAAUCUCUCAGAUCCUGUUAUCACACGUUAUAUACGUUUUAAUCCUAGACAAUGGAAUAAUUUUAUUUCAAUGCGUGUAGAAGUUUAUGGAUGUCCAUUUACAUCUUCAUCCUUUAACUUUGAUGGACAAACAAUUGCUUAUUAUGAUGCAACUUUUAUUCCAUUACAUAAUAAACAAGAUGAAUUACGUUUACGUUUUAAAACAAAUUAUCCACAUGGACUUUUAUUUUAUGCUAAAGGAACACAAAAUAAUGAUUAUUUAAGUGUUGAACUUCGUAAUGGAAGUAUAUUUAUUGGAAUUGAUUUAGGUUCAAUACCAGAACGUUCCGGUGCAACAAUAAUUCAAGCUGGUAGUGUAUUAGAUGAUUAUCAAUGGCAUGAUUUAGCUAUUAUACGUUAUAUGAGAAAUAUUUCGGUAAAAAUUGAUCAAACAAUUGUACGUAAAGAAUCACAAAGUGCAUUUAAUGGAUUAGAUCUUGAUGGAAAACUUUAUGUUGGUGGCGCACCUAAUCAUAUGGAACGAGGAAUAAAUGUUCGACCUAAUUUUCAAGGUUGCUUGGAAAAUGUUCUAUAUGUCAGUCCAUCAACAAAUUCUAUUUUGGAUAUAUUACAAAAUCUACAACGACAAAAUCCAUUCUAUGGUCUUGAACAAGGAAGAGUUGGUUCUGGAGCAAUGUGUGAAGAUGAUUCAAUGAAUAUGCAUCCAUAUACAUUUAAAACAUUUGAUUCUUAUCUUGAAAUAUUUCGUAAACCAGGUUCAACAUCUAUUGAUAUAAGUUUUCAAAUGCGUACAUUUGAACCAAAUGGAAUUUUAUUUUAUACAAAUUUAUCUGAACCGAGACAUUUAAUGGUUGGUAUUAAUGAUGUACCUGAUCAAGAUUUUUUACGAUUGUUUCUUGACGAAGGACAAUUAGCUUGUACUCUACAAUUAGAUGGAAAUAAACGAACUGUUCGUCAUCGUCGAGAUAAUUUAAAUGAUGGUCAAUGGCAUGAAAUAAGUCUUCUAUUAACACAAUAUCGUUUUAAUAUAACAGUUGAUUAUGAACCUGAAUUAUCAUUUACACGUAAUAAUUUAUCAACAACAGAUCGUUUUACAUUUAGUUCAAAUGGUGAUCAAAUAAAUCGUGAAACAACAAUGAAUGGUUUUGUUGGUUGUAUAAGACAAUUAGUUAUGAGUGGAAUACAAAUAUUACCAAGAGAUUUAACAAGUAAUUUAACUAUUCUAAGAUCAGGUGAUAAUCGUCCAAGAACAGGAACUGUUAUUAAUCAUGGUGUACUUGUUGAUGCUUGUGAAAUGUUUGAUCGUUGUACACCGAAUCCAUGUCGUCAUGGCGGCAUAUGUCAUCAAACAUGGACAAGAUUUCGUUGUGAUUGUUCUAAAACAGGUUAUAGCGGUGCUGUAUGUCAUAUUAGUGAUAAUCCAUUAUCAUGUCUUGAUUUUAAAUUAAAUCGUAUGAAAAUAGAUGAAAUAAUUCCUGAACGUUUAACAAUAAUUGAUAUUGAUGGUAGUGGUCCAUUAUCUCCAUUUCCUGUUGUAUGUCGUUAUGGUGGUAAAUCUGAAAUUCUUAAUGUAACAGAAAUAGGUCAUUAUCAUGAAUUAGAAAGUUAUGUAUCAAGUGGUUAUCAAUUACCUAAUUCAAUUUAUUCUCAAACAAUAAAUUAUCGUGUACCAUUAGCACAAGUAUUUGCUGUUAUUGAUCGUUCAUAUGUAUGUAAACAAUAUAUUGAAUAUACAUGUUUUAAUUCACGUUUAUUAAAUUAUCCAAAUCCACCAUUUGGUUGGUGGAUUGGUCGUACAAAUCAAACAAUGGAUUAUUGGGGUGGAAGUGAACUUGGAACAGGAAAAUGUUCAUGUGGUUUAGAUAUGACAUGUGCUAAUCCAAAUUUAUUUUGUAAUUGUGAUUCACAAUUUAAAGCUGAACUUAAAGAUGCAGGAUAUUUGACAAGAAAAGAAUUUUUACCUGUUCUUCGAGUUGAAUUUGGUGAUACAGGACCAGCUGGUUCAUCACAAUAUGGUCGUUAUCAAGUUGGUCGUCUUCAAUGUGAAGGUGAUUUACUUUAUGAUAAUACAAUAACAUUUCGAAAAGCUGAUGCAAUUAUAACUGUAUCACCAUUUGAAGCUAAAGUAGCCGGUGAUAUACGUUUUCAAUUUAAAACUGGUUUUGAUUCAGCAACAUUUGGUUCAGCUAUUAUUGUACAAAAUAUUGGUUAUGAUGAUGGAGAUCUUAUUGAAAUUCGUCUUCAAGCACCACGUGAAAUAGCAUUUCGAUAUAGUGUUGGUCGUGGUACAAAUAUUGUAACAAUUCGUUCACCAUAUGAUUUUAAUGAUAAUGAAUGGCAUACAGUACAAGUAGAAAUUAAUCGACAAGAAGCACGUUUAACAGUUGAUAGUUUAUCAGCUGCUAAUCCAGAAGAUCAAACAACAUUUCGUCAUAUACGUUUAACAUCAAAUUUAACAAUUGGUGCGUCUGUUAGAAAUCGAAAUGGUUUUGUUGGAUGUAUACGUGCAUUUCAAGUUAAUGGAGAAUUAAUUGAUUUAAAAUCUCAAGCAUUGCGUGGAAUGUAUGGAAUAUCACCUGGAUGUAUUGGUAAAUGUCAAAGUAAUCCUUGUCUAAAUGGAGGACGAUGUAAUGAACGUUGGUCAACAUAUGAUUGUGAUUGUACAUUUACACCAUUUCGUGGACCAAUUUGUUCAACAGAAAUUGGAACACGAUUAGAAGCAAAUACAAUGAUUAAAUAUACGUUUCCAACUGAAGGUGUUACUGCUACUGAAGAAGAAACUAUUCGUGUUUUAUUUACAACAUAUAAAAAACAAGGCAUAUUAAUGCAAUUAAAAUCAGAUAAAACGGAUGAAAAAGGUAUGGUUGAUUAUUUUACUCUUGAAAUGAAUAAUAAUGGUGGUGUACGUGUAAAAUUUAAUUAUGGUUUUGAUACAUUUGAAUAUAAUGUUCCAUAUGAUUUAACAAAUGGACAAGAUCAUGAAAUUAUUGUAACACGUCGUGAUUAUGGUAAACGUAUUAUAAUUAGUGUUGAUAAUUAUGAACCAUAUAUUGAUGUAUUUCCUCAAACACAACAAAUUGAUAUGCAAUUUGAUAGUCCACGUGUUAUGUAUAUUGGAAGAAAUGAAACAACACCACCUGAACAAGGUUUUAGUGGUUGUAUUGCACGUUUACAAUUUAAUCGUAUAUUUCCAUUAAAAUAUGCUUUUUUGGAAGAACGUGAUCCGAAUAUAACAUGGACCGGUGGAAAUAUUCGUGAAUGGCCAUGUGGCACAGAACCUGUGAAAUAUCCACCUGAACCUGUAGAAAUUCCACCGGAUCGUGGAUUUACAAUACUUGUGUUACCUCGUCCAGUUUAUACACAAAAUAUUUAUGCAAGAAAUUUAGGUAUUAUUGGAGGCAUAAUAGGUUUUGCUGCAAUAUUUAUUGCUAUUGGUCUUGGUUUAUGUUAUCAUAAAUCACGUAAAAGUGGACAUUAUAAAACAAAAGAAGAUGAAGGUGCUGAUCAAGCUAUUGAUGCUGAUACAGCUAUUAUCAGAGGUGAUCCACGUCAUCCAGAUUUAACUGAAGCAAAAGAAUGUAUUCCGAAAAUGGUUUCGUUACUUGAGAAUAUUGAUACGAUCAAUGAUGAUAAUGCUGAUGAUUCUGAUGCACCAAUUGAAGUAAGAACAAAAACAUCGAAAGUUGAGAAGAAAAAGAAGAAAACAAAAACAAAACGUCGCAUUCAAUAUACACUUGCAACAGAAGAAGAUAAUGAUCCAAAGGAUAAACGUUUCGAUGAAGAAUCUGCUCUUACACAUGUAGUUUUUGGAGAUGAUGAUGAUUAUCUUGAUGAAUUAACAUCGAAAACUACAACAGAUAAACAAACUACUAAAAUUAAAACAACAAAAGUAACAGUCGAAUCGAAAAAACCAGCAUGGAUCGAUAGUGAAGAAGUAACCGAAGAAAUUGUUCGCGAACCAAAUUUUAAUCAAAUAUGUCCGCGAAAACGUCGAAAAAUCACAACAGGAGAAUAUGAAACAAAACUUAAAUUCGAAUAUGAACGUGUUAUGGGCCGACCAUCAUGGGCAGAAAAAUUAUUAAACAAAAAAACAGAUGCAGAUGAUAGUGAUGAAGAAUUAUUUCGUCGUACGGGAAAUUAUUUAACAAAAUCAACUGUUUUACGAGCUGGAACAAUUGAUUGUUUACGUUGUGCAGAUUUUAAACAUGAUGUAGCUCAUUCUAAACUUUUACGAUCAGUCGAAUUUCAUCCAACUGCACGAAUACUUCUUACAGCUGGACGAAGUCAAUAUUUAAAUUUAUAUCAAGUUGAUGGAAAGAAAAAUGAACGUAUUCAAUCACUUUUUUUUGAACGAUUCUCAAUUGAUACAGCACAUUUUAGUCGAGAUGGUAAUCAAGUGAUAGUUACCGGUGAUCGAAAUUUUUUUAAAGUUUAUGAUAUGAUCGAAGGAAAAAUUAUGCAAAUACCUAUGAUGAGAGGAUUUGAAGAACGUUUGGGAAGAUUUGAAUUAAGUCCUGAUGGAUCUUUAAUUAUAUUUAUUAAUCGAAAUGGUCAAUUACAUUUUGUAUCUACAAAAUCAAAAGAAUUAAUCGAUAGUACUCAACUUUCAGGAAAUAUUAAUAGUGUUACAUUUCGACAUGACAGUGAACUAAUGUUUGCUUCAGGAGAUGAAGGUAUUGUCACAGUUUUUGAUAUACGCCGACGAGCAGCUAUACAUCGUUUUGUUGAUGAUGGUAGUUAUUCAACAACGAGUAUGUGUGUUUCACCGAACCAACAAUAUUUUAUUACCGGUCAAAAGAGUGGUAUUGUUAAUGUUUAUUCAUAUGAUGAUGUAUUUAAAAAUCGUGAUCCAAAACCAAUAAAAUAUUUGAAAAAUUUAACAACACCAAUACAAAAUGUUAAAAUAAAUUCUAGUUCAGAAUUAUUAGCUAUUAAUUCAUAUCAUUUAUCACGAGCUGUUCGAUUGGUUCAUAUGCCUACAUUAACUGUAUACGAAAAUUUUCCAGAAUUUCAUGAUAAGAAAAUUCAAAUUGUUAAUUCAUUGGAUUUUUCACCAAACAGUGGUUUUCUAACAUUAGGCAACAAUAAUGGCAAAGUGCUUUUGUAUCGACUUAAGCAUUAUAGUACUUAUUAA
Molecule: messenger RNA, 5658 nt
Organism: Rotaria sordida
Lineage: Eukaryota; Metazoa; Rotifera; Eurotatoria; Philodinida; Philodinidae
Source: the annotation of a GenBank genome assembly